CUUGAAAACAAACUACAAACUAGUUGUCUAAAAAGAAGAAUUUGACAUUGACAGUGAUUUGAUAUGAAAUAUGGCGGAUUUUAAAAGCCAAGAAUUUUGUGAAGAAAUAAUGCCAAAAAAAGCCGAAAUAGAAAUCAAACCAAACCUACAAGAUGAAGACAGUGAAAGUGCGGAAGAACAACCCCUUGAUAUCGGAGAACAUUAUUUGGUUAGACGGUCUGACGACACCUGGCACCCAGCAGAAAUCAUUCAGUCAAGAUAUAGUGAUUUGGACAGACAAUAUGAAUAUUAUGUACAUUAUGAGGGAUAUAAUAGAAGAUUGGAUGAAUGGGUUCCUAGAGGUAGGAUAAUGUCUUCGACAUUUAAUAUGACCGAAUGUGGUCAAAAAGCUAUGUUGGAUAUGAAAGUUUGGAGGGAUAGACCAGUAAUUACCGAUUUAUUAUCAGAUAAUUCUGAUCGGAAGAUAACUAGGAACCAAAAAAGGCGGCAUGAUGAAAUCAAUCACAUACAAAAGACUUAUGCAGAAAUGGAUCCAACCACAGCAGCUUUAGAGAAGGAACAUGAACAAAUUACAAAAGUCAAAUAUAUAGAUAAAAUUCAAAUAGGCCGAUUUGAAAUAGAUACAUGGUAUUUUAGUCCUUUCCCAGAAGAUUAUGGAAGACAGAGUAAAUUAUGGAUAUGUGAAUAUUGUUUAAAAUAUAUGAGACUAGAAAAGAGUUAUAAAUAUCACAUGAGUGAAUGUACACAGCGACAGCCUGUAGGCAAGGAGAUAUAUAGAAAAGGGACUUUAUCAGUGUAUGAAGUGGAUGGGAAGGAUCAUAAAGUCUAUUGCCAAAAUUUGUGUCUAUUGGCGAAAUUAUUUUUGGAUCAUAAAACGCUGUAUUUUGAUGUAGAGCCAUUUCUUUUUUAUAUUUUGUGCGAGGUAGACAAGCAAGGGGCUCAUAUUGUAGGGUAUUUUUCGAAGGAAAAAGAAUCUCCAGAUGGUAAUAACGUGGCGUGUAUAUUGACGCUACCUCCUUAUCAAAGACAAGGCUAUGGAAAACUUCUGAUAGCGUUCAGUUAUGAAUUAUCCAGGCUGGAAGGUACCGUGGGUAGCCCAGAACAACCAUUGAGCGAUUUAGGGAAACUCAGUUAUAGGAGCUAUUGGAGCUGGGUUUUGUUGGAGAUCCUUCGAGAUUUCAGGGGGACGCUGUCCAUUAAGGAUUUGAGUCAGAUGACGAGCAUCAGUCAAACCGACAUAAUAUCGACAUUACAAAGCAUGAACAUGGUAAAAUACUGGAAAGGGCAGCACGUGAUAUGCGUGACGCCGAAACUGGUGGAUGAGCACAUCAAGUCGAGUCAGUACAAGAGGCCGAGGUUGUGCGUGGACAGCAGCGCGCUCAGGUGGACGCCUAGGCGACACGUCAACAACAAGUUAGGGAAGAAGUAGAUGCGGAUGGACAUAAGGCUGUUUCGUUGUUGGGGAGUUAUUCCUCGUUUCAGUAUUACAUUUUAAGUAAUAAAGUUUCUGACGUUUUC
Messenger RNA from Psylliodes chrysocephalus, 1518 nucleotides. The record is from the annotation of a GenBank genome assembly. NCBI's taxonomy places the organism in Eukaryota, Metazoa, Arthropoda, Insecta, Coleoptera, Chrysomelidae.